Messenger RNA from Caenorhabditis elegans, 2919 nucleotides. It is a transcript of the gene maph-1.3, whose product is annotated as Microtubule-associated protein futsch. The record is from RefSeq and is marked reviewed. Gene Ontology annotation, molecular function: microtubule binding. Lineage: Eukaryota; Metazoa; Nematoda; Chromadorea; Rhabditida; Rhabditidae. Bases 1 to 2625 code for a protein of 874 amino acids. Gene Ontology annotation, biological process: microtubule cytoskeleton organization. The transcript has 7 exons. Gene Ontology annotation, cellular component: microtubule.
AUGCCGGAAGAAUACAUCAUGUCGUCGAAGGCAUGCGUCUACGUCUUGGGCGGUGCGGCCAACACAGCCACCUUGUUUGAUUUUGACGGCGUCUACAUUCUCGAUGGGGGAUUCGCCGAAAAAAGCCCAGGAUUCGUGGCUCACGUCAGGGACGUCUCUGCCGUGCUGCUCGCCGCGCCGACGCUUGGUAACCUCGGAACCACGUCUGCUCUGUUGGAACAGGGAAAACCGUUGCCGGUGUUCACCAACACGAAGCCGUUCAAGACUGCCAAGCCGGGAAGCAGUGGAGAGAUUGCCAAAGCAAUUCAAGAAGCGAACUCGAAGCUUCUCUCCGUUGCACCGCCACUGUUCAGCCCGAAAUAUCCGGCACACAUCAUAUACCAGUCAGCUGCAAAAGGAGUUCUCUCCAUGUAUAUUCUGGCUGGAGACGUCAAAGACUCCGAAGUGAUCACAAAGGCGUUGGCAGGAGGAAACGAGGCAGAAGUGGAGAAGGCGGCCGCUGAGAAUGGAACCAUCGCCGUCCUGCUCUGGAGGCCUGCGAUGACGGAUCAAUCGGCGGUCAGAGUGCUUAUUUCGGGGACGAGCUCACUUGCGAGGAUCCAACAAUCGCUCGACAAGGCAGCGAAAUCACUUCCAUUCCUCAACGCGCCCACCGUGAAGUCGAAGGAUGCGUUGUUGGAUAUUCCUGCUCCUGCCGUUCCACGACCUGUUGCCGGAAAACCAUCUACUAGAUCUGCAUCUACAACCGGCGCCGCAAGAACUCGUCCAGCAAUCCCUGCAGUCAGUGCCCCCAGAGCGUUGACUUCUCGUGCUCCAACAGGCCCAGCUUGUCCGACGACUACACGAAGUGCAGCUCCUGCUACCAGAACAGCCGUUCCACCGAGAGCAACUGCACCACCGAAGGCCGCUUCAGCAUCGAAGGCUCCGAUUAGAGCUCCAAUUCCAGCGAAAUCUGCACCAGCGCCACCAAGAGGAGCCCCUGCGAAGGCAGCCAAGGCCGAGGCUAUCGCUCAGAAGAAAGUCGCUGGGAAAGUUCAAAGAGCCGCUCCAUCGAAGCCUGCUUCGGCGGUCUCAGCUCCAAAAGCUACAGCUCCAGCUUCGACAUCAUCGGCUCCAGCUACAGCUCCAGAAGCUUCUCGAAGGGAUCCGAGCGACGUCACCAUCGUUCUCGACGACUCGCUGUUUCCAGAAGAUUUCAACCAAGGAUCGGCUCCAAUGGAUAUUGUCGUGAUUCCACCAACACCGGAACCACCACGUCUUGAGGAGGCUCGAGCCACGCAUCCGAAGGAACCGAUAGUUGACGCCGAGGACUUGGCGAAGGCUCCACAGGAAGUCGAUGAUGUCGCAAAUCUGGCUGACGUCGAAGACGAAAUUCCGCCACCAGUUGGCGCGUUCAAGAAGCCAGAGCCACGUCCAGAGACGAUAGUUGCUGGCGGUUCCGGGGAAGACAGGAUCCCAGAGCCAGUCGAUGCUUUCAAGAAGCCGGAUCCAGUCGAGCUGGACGAUUUCGAUCCACUGAAGCCAUCACACCCCGACCCAUCUGCACCAGUUGUGCCAAGUGGUCAUUUGAUCGUCGCUACUCCUGAUCCAGAGCUCCCGAACAUUGUUGCUGCUGUUCCAUUCAUUCCUCCAUCACCAAAGGGACCAAAUGAUGGUCUUGUGAAGUUGGAUGAUGAACUGGAGAAGAUUGCUCCUGGGUUUGAGGAACCACUGAUCCCACAAGCUCCACGUGACGAUGGCACUCUUGCCGAAUUCAAUGAAGAUGUGUCCAAAUUAGUUGACAUCAGCAUGGAUACUAACAGCUCUGAAGUUGCAGCGGAUCUUACCAAGGCCGUUGGAGAAGUCACUCAGUUGUCGGCAGAACUUCAGAAUCUGGCUCUCGACGAGAAGACGGAUGAGUAUGUGCGAAAGCUGAGCAAUCAGAUGAUUGAGGACGCCACUCUGCCAUUCACCAGUGCACUUGCCAGCAGCAUUGUUACCUCGAACGGAUCGGAAACGAACGGCCACGGGGAACAAGCACAUGCAGCACAAAAUGGAGGAAUCAAGAUUCCGAAGCAUGAUUUGAUGCAGUCGCACUCCAAUGUGAUUGAGAAUAGAGCUGCUGUAAAGUACGAAAAGACUGAUCCAGCAUUGGAUGCUGUGCUCAAUGCAUGUGCACAGGAGAGUGAACAGAUCGAUGCCUCUCAUCCAGAAAAUCUCCACAUGCCAGCUGCUCCAGGAUCCGUCGCCUCAGCGAAGCCAGUCAAAUUCGCGCGUCCAUACUAUUUCGACGUGGUCACAGUGCCAAGGUACGAGAAAUUGGAGACCUCCGUUGAAGCAGACGGUCUGCAAGAGUUCAUCUCAAAGGUGCGCUCGAGAAAUGUGAUCCUCUCGUCGAAGGAAAUCUCCGGAGAGCAGCUGCAGGCGAUUCUCAGAGGAAAGCAAACAUGGUGUGAUCGUGCUCAUCCAUGCAACGUGAUCCCAACACAUUCCUCUCCGAUGCUGCACGAUUUCCGCCAGAAGAACGAGGAGCAGUUCGCCGCGAAUCAUCUGCAGUUUUCAAUGCCCGUGGAGAAGCAGCGGACGACAGUGAGCUCGGACGCCGGAGUCGUUGAGUAUGAUUUGGCCAGAGUCGAUUUGCUUUAAUUGACUGCCAAUCAAUCUCCCACCAUCGCCACCAAUCUCCCCCACUAUUUUCCUGUGAAUAUUUACACCUUCCCCCCCCCCCCCCCCUCGUUCCCGCAUAACUUAUUUAUUAUUUUUCCCCCCGAGUAAAUUUAUUGCAAAGUUUUCAUGUUUUAUAUAGCCCCCAGUACUGAUCUUUUGGCCCCACCGAAUGCUGCCCAAAAUCACCAUAUUUAAUUUUUCAAUUAUUUAUUGUAUAUUUAUUGGCAGUUUUUUGCUAAAUUCAAUCAUUAAAUACAGUGUUUUAGCAGUCGU